This is a messenger RNA of Andrographis paniculata, 2698 nucleotides long. RefSeq names its product heat shock protein 90-6, mitochondrial. Gene Ontology annotation, molecular function: ATP hydrolysis activity; ATP-dependent protein folding chaperone; ATP binding. Gene Ontology annotation, biological process: protein stabilization; protein folding; cellular response to heat. The coding region runs from base 123 to 2510 and encodes 795 amino acids. Lineage: Eukaryota; Viridiplantae; Streptophyta; Magnoliopsida; Lamiales; Acanthaceae. The record is from RefSeq and is a predicted model, not a curated record. Gene Ontology annotation, cellular component: cytosol; perinuclear region of cytoplasm; protein-containing complex. The transcript has 19 exons.
UCUCCAGAAGCUUCCUAAACCCCUCAUCUCAUUUCUUCUUAAACCCUACCUGCGAGCUCCGGCUCCACCCUCUCCAAAUUUGUGCGAGCAUCUCACAUUCACUCAGCUCACAUUCUGCCAAUAUGCACAGGCUUCCGAGGCGUUCCGUCUCCGCCGUCAUCCGUGGCGCCGCCGUGCGUUACCGGCCGAUUUCUUCAUCCUCGAUAGCUUUCGAUCAUCACCCGUCCGGAGAUGAAACACAGAAGAGGUGGUUCUCUGUGUUGAUUAAUGGUAGCAGCCAUGGUAUCGCUAGCAUAAAACCCUAUAACCUCAAGGAUGAACCUGUUCUUGGCUGUCGGCAUGAGUCAACUGCUGCUGCAUCUGAUUCAUCUGCUCCAUCAGCUGAAAAGUUUGAGUACCAAGCGGAGGUUAGCCGCUUAAUGGACCUUAUUGUCAACAGUUUGUAUAGCAACAAAGAGGUGUUUCUUCGAGAACUUAUCAGCAACGCAAGUGAUGCCUUGGACAAACUGAGAUUUCUUGCUGUUACUGAACCUGGGCUCUUGAAGGAUGCAGUUGAUCUUGAUAUCCGAAUCCAAACUGACAAAGAUAAUGGAAUAAUUACAAUUACAGACACUGGUAUUGGGAUGACACGCCAGGAGCUUGUUGACUGUCUUGGUACAAUUGCACAAAGUGGAACUGCUAAAUUCUUAAAAGCACUGAAGGAUAGCAAGGAUGCUGGUGCUGACAGCAAUUUAAUUGGUCAGUUUGGUGUGGGAUUCUAUUCAGCGUUCCUUGUUUCUGAGCGGGUUGAAGUGUCCACAAAGAGCCCUAAAUCAGAUAAACAGUAUGUAUGGGAAGGAGAAGCAAACUCAAGUUCCUAUAGCAUUCGAGAAGAGACAGAUCCUGCUAAGCUUAUUCCUAGAGGAACUCGACUAACACUUCAUCUCAAGCAUGAUGACAAAGGUUUUGCACACCCAGAAAGAAUCGAGAAGCUUAUCAAAAACUAUUCGCUAUUUGUUUCAUUCCCCAUUUACACAUGGCAAGAGAAAGGAUACACUAAAGAGGUUGAGGUUGAUGAGGAUCCUGCUGAUGCUAGUAAGGAUGGACAAGAUGGCAAAACUGAGAAAAAGAAGAAGACCAAGACUGUUGUUGAACGAUACUGGGAUUGGGAGCUUCUAAAUGAGACCCAACCAAUAUGGUUGCGUAACCCCAAGGAAGUCACCACGGAGGAGUACAAUGAAUUUUACAAGAAAACAUUUAAUGAAUAUUUGGAGCCCCUGGCCUCUUCACACUUCACCACUGAGGGUGAAGUGGAGUUCAGGUCUGUUUUGUAUGUGCCAUCUAUAACACCCACAGGGAACGAUGACAUAGUCAAUCCCAAGACAAAGAAUAUAAGGCUUUAUGUGAAGCGUGUCUUCAUUUCUGAUGACUUUGAUGGUGAAUUGUUCCCACGGUACUUGAGUUUCAUCAAAGGUGUUGUGGAUUCGAAUGAUCUUCCCUUGAAUGUCUCACGUGAAAUCCUUCAAGAAAGUCGUAUUGUGAGGAUUAUGAGGAAACGACUGGUGCGCAAGGCAUUUGACAUGAUUCUGGGAAUAACCUUGAGUGAUAAUAGAGAUGACUAUGUGAAAUUCUGGGAAAACUUUGGCAAACACCUGAAAUUAGGUUGCAUUGAAGAUCGUGAGAACCACAAACGCAUUGCUCCAUUGCUGCGGUUCUUCUCUUCCCAGAGUGAGGAGGAAAUGAUCAGCUUGGAUGAGUAUGUCGAAAACAUGAAAUCAGAUCAGAAAGAUAUUUAUUACAUUGCUGCAGACAGCAUAUCCAGUGCAAGGAAUACACCCUUCUUAGAGAAACUCGUUGAAAAGGAUAUGGAAGUUUUAUUUUUAGUAGACCCUAUUGAUGAAGUUGCCAUCCAAAAUCUGAAAGCGUACAAAGACAAGAACUUUGUUGACAUCAGCAAAGAAGAUUUAAAUCUGGGUGAUCAAAAUGAGGAGAAGGAAAAAGAGAUCAAACAAGAAUUUGGUCAGACUUGUGACUGGAUUAAAAAACGUUUAGGUGAUAAAGUCGCCAGCGUUCAAAUCUCAAACCGCCUGAGCUCGUCGCCUUGUGUUCUUGCAUCCGGGAAAUUUGGCUGGUCUGCCAAUAUGGAGAGGUUAAUGAAAUCCCAAGCAGUAGGAGACCCCUCAAGGCUCGAGUUUAUGAGAAGCAGGAGAGUUUUCGAAAUCAAUCCCGAUCAUCCAAUCAUCAAAACCUUGAAUACUGUGUCCAAGACUAACCCAAAUGACGAGGAAGCGAUGAGAGCAAUCGAUCUUUUGUACGACACGGCUUUAAUAUCCAGUGGGUUCACCCCCGAGAGCCCAGCGCAACUCGGAGGAAAAAUCUACGAGAUGAUGAGCAUGGCACUUUUAAGCAAGUGGGGCGACGGUGAUGGAUUCCAGCAACAGAUGAACACCCACACUCCUCAAGUCCCAGAAACCGUCGAAGCCGAGGUUGUCGUCAACGAGCCUGCUGAAGCUGGUCACACCAACAAAUAAUCAAGAAUAAUAGAGACAGGCCCUUAUAUAUCAAUCCACAGUUUACACUACAUGGUAUGUUAACUCUUUCUGUUAUUUGCCAUUGAACAGUUUUGCUAGUGAUGAAAAAAUUUACAUGGAACAUGUGUUAAGCCACUCACUACAAAUUGAUUUUUCUUGCAACUAUGGCAGUUCUUACCAUUGCACAA